Molecule: messenger RNA, 879 nt
Organism: Perkinsus marinus ATCC 50983
Lineage: Eukaryota; Perkinsozoa; Perkinsida; Perkinsidae
Exons: 8
Coding region: 1-879 (292 amino acids)
Biological process (GO): piecemeal microautophagy of the nucleus; autophagosome assembly; reticulophagy
Cellular component (GO): extrinsic component of membrane; phagophore assembly site
Molecular function (GO): phosphatidylinositol-3-phosphate binding
Source: RefSeq, a predicted model, not a curated record
AUGCUCGUGUGUAUCGACUACCGAUGCAAACGGGUUAAUUUGAAACGCCUCCGUAGAGGAGAGCGAGCCGAGCUGAUCAAUCUGUUGCCUAUUCUGGAAGGCCUGGAGGUGAAGUUUCGGUCGACCCAUCUGCAGGGUAUUCGUAGUGCAUCACAGCUGAGUGAGGCGUUGAUUGAGCGAUGGAAGGGAGAUAUGUCGAAAGCGCAGAUGUUGAGGUCGGUUUGCCGAAUGACUCCUAUAAGAUCCCUCACCAACAUCACGUGUAGCCUCACUGAGCUCCUAUCUCUGCCCCUAUUACAAUAUCGCUACGCCUCGCCGAUCGAUUCGGUGGCUAGAGACCCUAGGACUGGGAGGCGGCUAGGGUGGUGGAGGCAACUGUCUGAAUUUGCUACGUGUUUGACGGUUGAGUCCUUGACGUCUAUCGAGAGAGCUGUGUCAACCACUCAGACUGUGCUGGAAACAGCAUCGCAGUUGGUGGGGACCAAGGCCAGCGGGGUGGACCGGUUGUCGUCAUCUGUUGCGAUUGAGGACGACUAUGAUGAUGACGAUGAGGAGGAGGAGUGGUUAUCAGUUGAGCGUGGAGCGGUACGGGAUAGGCUUUUCGCACCGAGUGACCGAGUGGAGCAACUUCAAUUUGUGACUCAGCGAUUGUCGAGAGAAAUUCAGAACGCUGGAAGGGACGCCCUCAUGGGUCCAUUACAGGAGUAUGCUCAUGGUCGGGCUACAACGGAGAGUGUUGUUGUGUCAAUGGCACGAGGAGUGCCUCUUUGUAUUCUACGUCCAGCCGCAGGGGCAACUGAGGUGGUGUCGGCAGCGUUGAGGACGGCGACGAGCUCCCUUGAUAAGGGCAAGUCGGAACGGGAACGCGAAAGGAAGUGA